UCUCUAUCAUGACGUCACAUCCGUUUGCGUAUAAUCGACUCCUAAACUAUAUGGAUUAGCAUUGAGCUAACGUGUAACUCAACAGAAAAGCCCAUCCACAUGAGCAGAGAGUUGCGGGUCCCGCUCAGCACGAGCGAAGACACAGAACCCGGAAGUUGAAGUGACAGCGGAGGUUUUUCUUAUCCAACCCCCUCACGUCCUGACCCGGUUAGUGAAGACCGGUUCUCUGUGUUAGCACUCUCAUGUUGAAUAACGGUGUCAUUACAUGAUAAGCUCGCUCUUCAUUAAAAACAGCAGGACACGCGCUGACCGUACGGUCCAAUGACUAACAGGCUUAGUUAACCUCCUCGCGUUGUGGUCGUAGAACAACAUGGCUGCAAAGAGCAGGUGUGUGCUGCGGAUGCUGUUCAGUGGACUCAGAGCUCACACUGUUUGGUACCAGAGCUCAGCCUCGACCUCCCGUCAAGGACGCCCGCUGUGGAGACCUCAACUCAGACACCUGAGCUGCUCAUAUCCGGUCUGCAGGUCAAGGUCUCCAACCACAGGUCCCAGCAGUCUGUCGUUCAGGAGUCACACCUGUGGAGAACUGAGAUCGGAUCAUGUGGGUGAGGAAGUCACUCUGUGUGGCUGGGUCCAAUACCUCAGGCAAGACCUGUUUGUCAUCCUGCGAGAUUUCAGCGGCUUGGCCCAAGUUCUAAUCCCUCAGGACGAAUCUGCGAGUCAUUUGAAAGCAGCACUGCGUGAUCUCAUGGCCGAGUCUGUUGUCAAGGUAACGGGAACAGUCAGAAGACGACCCGCGGGGCAGGAGAACAAGGGGAUGCCAACUGGAGAAGUAGAAGUCCUGGCUCACGCUGUGGAGGUUUUUAAUGUGUGCCGGAAGUUGCCUUUUGAGAUUAAAGACUUUGUUAAAAAGUCUGAGUCUCUGCGGAUGCAGUAUCGCUACCUGGACCUGAGGUCCUCUCAGAUGCAGAAGAACCUCAGACUGAGGUCUCAGCUGGUGAUGAAGAUGAGAGAGUUCCUCUGUAAUGUGCACGGUUUUGUGGACGUGGAAACUCCGACCUUGUUUAAAAGAACACCGGGGGGAGCCAAAGAGUUUGUGGUUCCGUCCAGAGAGCCGGGCCGGUUCUACUCUCUGCCCCAGAGUCCACAGCAGUUUAAACAGCUUCUGAUGGUGGCUGGUGUAGACAGGUACUUCCAGAUGGCUCGGUGCUACCGAGAUGAAGGCUCCAAACCGGACCGGCAGCCCGAGUUCACCCAGGUAGACAUAGAAAUGUCUUUUGUGGACCAGGCCGGCAUCCUGUCCCUGGUGGAGGGUCUUUUACAGGACUCCUGGCCUGCAGAGAAAGGUCCCAUUACGGUCCCUUUCCAAACCAUGACAUAUGAAGAGGCCAUGAGAGACUACGGUGUGGACAAGCCCGACACCAGAUUCAGUAUGAAGCUGAUCGACCUCCGACAGCUUUUCUUAUCCACGGAGAUUGAUUUCCUCAGAUCAGCUCUCAGCCAACCGGGAGGCUCCGUCCAGGCCGUCUGUGUCCCCAGUGGAGCGAAACUGUUUGCUGGGAAAGAUUUGGAAGAACUGAAACAAAAAGCCAAGACUCAGUUCAGCCAGGAGCUCAGCGUGGUGCUGGUCAAAGCCGACGGGACUUUGAAGUCUCCCCUGAAGAAGCUGCUGUCUGUCUCGGCCACAGACGAGCUGCUGCAGAGGACCGGAGCCAAACCAGGAGACCUGGUGCUGAUGGUAGCCGGGUCCCUCCACACUGUGCGCCCGUUGCUGGGUAAUCUUCGUCUGCGAUGUGCGGAGCUCCUGGAGUCACGCGGCGCGUCAGUCCGUGACCCCUCAGCCUUCCACUUCUUGUGGGUUUUGGACUUCCCCCUCUUCUUGCCCAAAGAGGAGGAGCCGGAGCAGCUGGAGUCAGCUCAUCAUCCAUUCACUGCCCCACUGCCGGAGGACACGCAGCUGCUCUACACAGAGCCACAGAAGGUACGCGGUCAGCACUAUGACCUGGUGUUGAACGGCUGUGAGAUUGGAGGAGGCUCCAUCCGCAUCCACAAGGCCUCAGAGCAGCUUCACGUCCUGAAGAGUGUCCUCAAGGAGGAUCCCAGUCUUCUCUCUCACCUGCUGGAGGCUCUGGACUCCGGAGCACCCCCACAUGGAGGCAUUGCUCUGGGUUUGGACCGACUGGUCUCCAUCAUGGUCGGCGCUCCCAGCAUCCGUGACGUCAUCGCCUUCCCCAAGUCGUUCCGGGGUCAUGACCUCAUGAGCUGUGCCCCUGACUUUGUGUCUGAGGAGGAGCUGAAGUCUUACCACAUCUCUGUCAAAUGGCCAGCAGAGCGAGGAGCAGGAGAAGAGGGGAAGUGAGGCGGUAAAGAAGGAGGCGAUAAGGAGACAUCAAAGGGGUGAUACCUGAUGUGUCAGAUCUUUGCAACCCACACAGCAGAGGUUCGAGAGGACAAUGAGACGAGAUGAGCAGACAACCAGCUGUGAAGACCUCUGUCAGCCAGCCGGCAGAUGUGAGGAGGAGGAGCUGUGGCUUCAUCUCAGUACUGUCACUUUCUAAUGGAAGAGAAAAAGGGACCAGCAGACAUUAUGGAAAUCUGAAAAUGAACUGGUUAAACAAAGAAGAUUGUUUUCAAGUCUCACUGACAGCUAACACUGAUAUGUUGGUUUAUAGAUACUGAACCUCUGUUGUGGUGCUUAGACCAAUGCCUCAUACAAUCUGUCUUUAAUAACAAAGAUUUAUAUGAACAAUUUCCUCAAAUUAAGGACGAAUAGCUCAACUGAAUCUAAAGAGCUGCUUAUUUUGUAUUGGUUUGUGUCACAUGAUGUUUCAGACCGUGUCUCACCUUGAUAAGAAUAAACAUCUGGAUAAACUGUAAAAUCCACAGCCCUCGUUCUGUGUAAAAACAGCUGAAGCUAAUAUGAGGCUUCAGCUGUCUAAUUUGUGGGCGUCUUCCAAAUGUAGUCUUUAUCAUGUGGAUCCAGACGGUGUGCCCUUGCUGAGUUAUGUGAAGGGAUAGAAACACAAAGAGAGUAUUGCACCCAAAACAUGAUGACUUCUGAAGUUACUCAUUUGGAACGAGCACCGUCACUUAUACUGGAAUCGCUUUAAGAAGGAAACCUUUUGUGGUUAUUGAGGACAAGAGGAACAAUUGACAUUAACAGCAAAACUAUUUCAAUGUACUUAUGAUUAUUGCUAUGAGACAGACUUGGACAAUGUCAACCUAUCUUUUAAUAUCAUACAAGUUUACAGGGGAUAAAGAGAAAUAAAUGUCAGCUCAAUUUAGAAACUGCAGAUACAAAACGGCACACAAACCUAGGACUGCAUUAAAAACAUGGUUUGAAUAUUCCUGAUUGAUAAGAUAAUGACCAAAAAAACACAGACAAGAAUGUUCACUUCACGUGUAGAUACAUGUGCUUCACUGCACUUGAAGGGCCGGUGGAAUUUGUUUUCUGUGCACCAUGAGAGAAAACAGGACCAGAUUUACUGAGGCUUUACAAUUCAAUCCAAUUUUAUUUCU
Anarrhichthys ocellatus (wolf-eel) is the source of this 3519-nucleotide messenger RNA. It is a transcript of the gene dars2, whose product is annotated as aspartyl-tRNA synthetase 2, mitochondrial. The transcript has 17 exons. The record is from RefSeq and is a predicted model, not a curated record. Bases 371 to 2359 code for a protein of 662 amino acids. Gene Ontology annotation, molecular function: aspartate-tRNA ligase activity; ATP binding; nucleic acid binding. NCBI's taxonomy places the organism in Eukaryota, Metazoa, Chordata, Actinopteri, Perciformes, Anarhichadidae. Gene Ontology annotation, biological process: aspartyl-tRNA aminoacylation. Gene Ontology annotation, cellular component: cytoplasm; mitochondrion.